CAAAAGGACAUAAACCCAUAAAGAAUGACCAUCAAACCCUAAACAAAUUCACUGUGUGUACCUGAUAAUGCUCACUCUCAAUCUAAACAUUCCAACCAGAUCAAAACCUCAAUUUCAACCUCAACUAACCAUCAAACCCUAAACAAAGGAACUCUCUUUACCUAAUAAUGUUCACUCUCAAUCUGAACAUUCCAACCAGAUCAAAACCUCAAUUUCCCCAAAAACCUCAACCAACCCAUCAACAAAAACCUCAAAUGGCGCUAAGGGUUCAUCUCCUCUCCCCCCAAAUCCCCUCACAAACCCUAAAAUCCCAAACCCAUCGUCCUUUCCCCUCCCCAACCCUCCAAACCCACACCCCCAAGAUCCAAAUCUCAUGCGCCAACAGCAUCAGUGAUGCAGAGCUGGCAUCAGAUUUGGCCACAGAAAUUGAAAAGAUGAGCACCCAUUUGGUGCAGAGAGAGGAGGCCAUGAAGAAGAGCAGACAAAUCUUGUUCACAGAGCUGUGUCAGUACAUGGGUUCGAAUUCUGAGGAAGUGAAGAAGACAUGGAAGAAGAUGAGUGAAGAAGACAAGUGGGUUUUGGCCAAAGGAUUUGUUUCGGAUUGGGGUGUCAAUUUUCAUCCAUUGUCUGCUAUGUCUGUCAAAGAUAUGGUUGAGGAACACUUGGUUGAAGACAACCCAUCUUUGAGUUCUUCACUGUUUUUCCCUAAUUUGAAGAAAAUGAUGGGGUUUUCACAAAGCAAAUGAAGGGUGAGAGAAAUUUAUGUGGGUGUGUUGUGGUUGGAAAUUGAGAUAGGUGAUAUAAUUGUCAUUUGUUCUCAAUUGGAAAGACUUCAAUUUGGGGUUUCAAAUUUGAAAAAUCUACUUUUUUUAUGAGAAGUUGCAGAUAGGUUGAUAAAUUAUUAAAAAAUGUGGAGAUAUUGGUUAAUUUUGAUGAAUUUGGGGAGAAUAACUUGCUUUGAAUGAUUCUUUUUAUUUAUUUAUUUAUUUUUAUUUAACUGGUAAAUUUUGAAAGAUUAUUUGCUCAUGAAAUCCAACAGAGAGCAGCUUUUCCAAGUUGGUGCGUCUCCAAUAAUUUAAAUUAUUUAUUAAGUUGUUAAAUUUUUUUAAAAAAAGGUCUCUCGAAAUUUAUUUGUUUUUAUUAAGGAUUUCCAGGUAAAAAUGUUGAGGUUCAAGCUGAACGCACAAGGAAUGUAUGAGGAAUAUUUGUAUCUAUAUAUAUGUAUAUAUCAAAAAAGAAAAAAGAAAAAGUGGACAAAAGGGAGGAGUGUAAAAAGUGAAGUGACAUCAUUGCUUUUCAUCGAAACUUUGUGAAUAUUUGUUUGUGUUAUAGAGUGAGGGAUUUUAAUUUCUAUAAAAUACAGUAAAAUAAAAUUAAAAUUAAAAUUCUUCAUCAAAACUAGAAUGUCUGGUUAAUUUUCUUGGGUUGCACCUUACCAAAAAAAACAUAAAAGAGUGACACAUUCUCUUUUUGAGUGUCUCUUUUAUCUUUUGUAGAUUCUCAUUCAUGUUCAAAAAUAAUAAUAAUAAAAAAAAAUGAAAGGAAAAAAGAAAAUGAAAUUGAGAAAAACCGAAAGAAAAAAAAAAAAAAAAAAAAAAAAAUAGAAA
Molecule: messenger RNA, 1607 nt
Organism: Cornus florida
Lineage: Eukaryota; Viridiplantae; Streptophyta; Magnoliopsida; Cornales; Cornaceae
Exons: 1
Coding region: 168-746 (192 amino acids)
Source: RefSeq, a predicted model, not a curated record